Messenger RNA from Erythranthe guttata (spotted monkey flower), 585 nucleotides. The record is from RefSeq and is a predicted model, not a curated record. Lineage: Eukaryota; Viridiplantae; Streptophyta; Magnoliopsida; Lamiales; Phrymaceae.
AUGGACACAAUUUUCUUUGCAAAAGAAUACAUUUCGGAUUUGCGGAGCUUUGCUACAGAGGUGCUCGGACCGAAACUUCCUCAAGCCAACAGAAGAACAACAACUCGAUGGGAGGCGUCCCUUGGGGAUGUUAUCAAAGUUAAUUUUGAUGCAUCUCUUCAAUCACCUGAAGAUGGUUGUGGUUUAGGUUGGUUAGGUCGUUGCUCCGACGGUCGUUGUGUCGCUUGGUUUUCUACACGUUGGAAGCAAUAUCUAGACCCUAUCACGGCUGAGGCUAUUGCUUCUCUAAAAGUCCUACAGUUUGUCCGCGAUCACCAUUUUCCUAAAGCCAUCUUGGAAAGCGAUUCCAGUAUCUUUGUUGCAGCAGUUGAAGGUGAAAUAGGCUCUCGCUCGAGCUACGAGAAUAUUAUCUCUGACAUUAAACUCUUAGCCAACACAUUUGAAGAAUUUCAAAUUCGCCAUGUCUUGCGAGAAGGAAAUAGAACGGCUCAUGAAAUAGUAAAACUAUCUUGUAGAGUUUCUUUUAUGUCAAGUGUUAUACCCAGGUUCAUUACUCAUAUUCUAAUGUCCGAAUCGCCUUCAUAA